This is a messenger RNA of Stegastes partitus (bicolor damselfish), 2597 nucleotides long. RefSeq names its product carbonic anhydrase IV a (gene ca4a). The transcript is spliced from 8 exons. NCBI's taxonomy places the organism in Eukaryota, Metazoa, Chordata, Actinopteri, Pomacentridae. Gene Ontology annotation, cellular component: plasma membrane. Bases 36 to 962 code for a protein of 308 amino acids. Gene Ontology annotation, molecular function: zinc ion binding; carbonate dehydratase activity. The record is from RefSeq and is a predicted model, not a curated record.
UUGCCUCCUCUCGCUCGAGUCAAAGACGCUCCAAGAUGCAGCAGCUGAUCCUCCUGUGCGCUCUCCUGGCAUCCUUCUGGACAACCUGCACCGGAGCAGGAGACUGGUGCUAUCAGUCCCAGUUUGCCUGCGAACAUCCCUGCAAUGCACCAGAAAAGUGGGACCACUCCUUCAAGGACUGUGCAGGAACACGCCAGUCACCCAUCAACAUCGUCACCAGAAAGACACUGAAAGAUGAGCGUCUGACUCCGAUACAGUUCAAGAACUACCAGCAGAUCUUCAGGAGCAACAUCAAAAACAACGGACACUCAGUUCAGGUCGGAAUUCCUCAUCUGAGCACCAUCUCAGGUGGAGGCCUGGAGGGCACCUACAAGGCCGUGCAGUUCCACCUGCACUGGGGCAAGAACGGAGGACCUGGCUCCGAGCACACCAUCGAUGGGGAGCAGUAUCCCAUGGAGCUGCACAUUGUUCACAUGAAGAGCCACUACAUUGAUCUGACAACAGCUCUGAGAGAUCCAGAAGGAAUCGCUGUUCUUGGAUUUUUGUACGAGAAAUCCAGCAGUUCAAACAAAAAGUACGAGCCCAUCAUCAGCAGUCUGAGAAGCAUCAAGUCCACAAACGGUAAUACAUCUCUGCCUGCCAUCUCCCUGGCACAGCUGGUCCCGUCUGAGCAGAAUAUGACCUCCUACUACCGUUACAAAGGCUCCCUGACCACCCCGGGCUGCGCUGAGGCUGUGGUUUGGACCGUGUUUGAGAAGCCCAUCCCUCUGAGCAUGGACCAGCUGAGAGCUUUCUCAGAGCUCCAGUUCCAUGACGGCAAGCAGAUGACGGGAAACUUCAGGCCCGUCCAGCCCCUAAACGGCCGGCAGGUGUUCCGGUCGGGAGGCGCCGUGAUCCUGGCCAGCUCCGCCCUCCUUCUGGCCGCCAUCGCCACGGCGUUGGGACUGUCCCAGCCCAACUAGAGCGAGGCGUCCCGCGCUGCACUGCGACAUCCAUGAACACAAUAAGCUCUGUAUCAAUCCUCAGCUGAGCCCUGGUUUGUACCAUCUUACUCUCACGGUUGCAAAGACGAUGGACCACGUCGUAGUGCAGGCAUUUACCCGCCUGGUGUUCCUCCCUUAUGACACAAAUGACAAAGGCGUUCGAGGAAUGCCUUACGAAAGGUGCUGUAAGGGGUUGAUCAGCAUUCAUGCAUGCAUAGUGAAAGAGUAGGUCUUAUUUCAGCAUUAUGAAUGUGCCAUAAAGCAGGUUACUGAGCACUCAAAGUGACAACUGAAUUCAAACUCAACCCCAGAUCCCUUAGUCAUUCCCUCAUUUCUCACAGCAUCAUCCUAAACACCGACACACUCCUCGAACACUUAAGACUCCAUCCCUCCCUGUCCAAUGUCAGGUAAAUUUAGCCUCUGCUAAUGUCAGAGUGACUUGCCGUUGUCAGCCCCAUUACCAAGCACGUGAUGUGUUGUUAUUAAUGGGGCAUGUGAACAGCAUGGAGUUAUAAAUAGCAGAACUGAGUCAUAAAAACAGGCUCCAUUUCAAAGCCAGCGGUCACAGGAGUCAGCAGUUUGGCUUUUGUUUCAAAGUCCAGGAGCACACAGCACGACCGGCAGGUGAACCCUCACAGCCACUCAGCCGGCAGCUGGGUCGGGGAAAAAAGGGGGCAGGAGGGGUGGCAGGUGUAAGGCCUUUUCCCACCAGCAUCCAGUGGCAAGAAAAUCCACGAAGAACAAACGCAUGCUGUUCUCAGAGCAGAGCUGCAGCCAGAGGAAGGCGACACCUGAGGCAAAGAUGAUGAUGAUGAUGAUGCAGAGAUGCUGAUAGCGGGUCACACAGUGAGCGACAGCGUCUGCAGCGUGAGGACACAGCGACACAUCUCGGAGCUGAGCAGCACGUCUUCUCCACCAUUAUUUUCAUGCAUCUCGAUCGUGAAUCGCAUGAGCCCGCAUGUCUUGAUGUUUUCCAGAUGUUUAGUAUGAGCUACACGCACACGGCUGCCGGAGUGAUGCCGCACACACACUCAUCUGUGCUUGUCAAAUUCAUACACACACAAACACACACCUCUGUUUCCCCCCAGUUUUGACCCAUGAAGUUCAGUGAGCUUAUCGUGAGAACAUGUGACUGUGUUCAUGGCUUGUAUUUCAGGCUCUGGGAUGCACUGAAUGUUAUCGACUGUGAAUUACACCCCACUGAGUUCUCACUCAUUUAUUCAGGAGGACUCGUUAUGUAUUCUAGUGAGAGAUCUGUGCAAUUUUCCAGCAAGAUUUAUCGUGUUGAUAGAGCAAGGAAUCUGUAUAUUUUCCAUUGUUUCAUAAGGCAUCGGGUUAUAUUUCUAUGCUGUGCCAUUGUACACAUGUAUUUAUGUACUGAAUGUGUAUAUUGAUAUGAGAUGCACAGUUAUUGUUAUUUAUGUAUUGCAAAGUUUAUAUACAGUAGUACUGAAUGCAAACCUAUAUAUGAAGCAUCGAGUUGUUCAUGACCAAUGGCGUUUACUUAUGAUCUUCAAGUGUAUGAGACUGUCAGGUUGUAAUGCUUGAAAGUGUCGUAAAAAUUAUGGAGAAUGUGUUCCAACUGAACAAUAAACUACUUACAUGCCUUUUUAA